Suricata suricatta (meerkat) is the source of this 2240-nucleotide messenger RNA. It is a transcript of the gene SYN2, whose product is annotated as synapsin II. The annotation marks the transcript as partial. Gene Ontology annotation, cellular component: synaptic vesicle; synaptic vesicle membrane. The transcript has 13 exons. The record is from RefSeq and is a predicted model, not a curated record. NCBI's taxonomy places the organism in Eukaryota, Metazoa, Chordata, Mammalia, Carnivora, Herpestidae. Gene Ontology annotation, biological process: neurotransmitter secretion. Gene Ontology annotation, molecular function: ATP binding.
CAAGCCGUGAAGCAGACGGCCGCCUCGGCGGGCCUGGUGGACGCGCCCGCUCCCGCGCCCGCCGCCGCCAGGAAGGCCAAGGUGCUGCUGGUCGUCGACGAGCCGCACACCGACUGGGCCAAGUGCUUCCGGGGCAAAAAAGUUCUUGGAGAUUAUGAUAUCAAAGUUGAACAGGCAGAAUUUUCAGAGCUCAACCUGGUGGCCCAUGCAGAUGGGACAUAUGCUGUGGAUAUGCAGGUGCUCCGGAAUGGCACCAAGGUUGUCCGGUCCUUCCGGCCAGACUUUGUGCUUAUCCGGCAGCAUGCAUUUGGCAUGGCAGAGAAUGAGGACUUCCGGCACCUGAUUAUUGGCAUGCAGUAUGCAGGUCUCCCCAGCAUCAACUCACUGGAAUCCAUUUACAACUUCUGUGACAAGCCAUGGGUGUUUGCCCAGCUGGUUGCCAUCUACAAGACCUUGGGAGGAGAAAAGUUCCCACUCAUUGAGCAGACAUACUACCCCAAUCACAAAGAGAUGCUGACACUGCCUACGUUCCCUGUGGUGGUGAAGAUUGGCCAUGCUCAUUCAGGCAUGGGCAAGGUCAAAGUGGAAAACCACUACGACUUCCAGGACAUUGCUAGUGUGGUGGCUCUCACCCAGACAUAUGCCACAGCAGAGCCUUUUAUUGACGCCAAGUAUGACAUCCGAGUCCAGAAGAUAGGCAACAACUACAAGGCUUAUAUGAGGACAUCCAUCUCAGGGAACUGGAAGACAAACACUGGCUCUGCAAUGCUGGAGCAGAUUGCCAUGUCAGACAGAUACAAGCUGUGGGUGGAUACCUGCUCUGAGAUGUUUGGUGGCCUAGACAUCUGUGCUGUCAAAGCUGUACAUGGUAAAGAUGGAAAAGACUACAUUUUUGAGGUCAUGGACUGCAGUAUGCCACUGAUUGGUGAACACCAGGCGGAAGACAGACAACUCAUCACCGAACUGGUCAUCAGCAAGAUGAACCAGCUGCUCUCCAGGACCCCUGUCCUGUCCCCUCAGAGACCCUUAACCACCCAGCAGCCACAGAGUGGAACAUUUAAGGAUCCAGACUCCAGCAAGACCCCACCUCAGCGGCCAGCCCCUCAAGGGGGCCCUGGGCAACCCCAAGGAAUGCAGCCCCCAGGCAAGGUGCUGCCUCCACGCCGGCCUCCCCCUGGACCAUCACUGCCACCUUCCUCCUCUUCCUCCUCCUCCUCUUCUUCCUCCACCACCCACGGAGAUGCGCCCUCCAGCAGCAGCUCCCUGGCAGAGGUCCAGCCACCCCCGGCUGCUCCACCACAGAAGCCCCAGCCUCACCCACAGCUCAACAAGUCGCAGUCCCUGACAAAUGCCUUCAGCUUCUCUGAGUCCUCCUUCUUCCGGUCUUCAGCCAAUGAGGAUGAAGCCAAAGCGGAGACCAUCCGGAGCUUGAGGAAGUCCUUUGCCAGCCUCUUUUCAGAUUAGCUCUCCAGAUACACGGGGGCACCUAGCCCAACUGGGAAAGGCAUCUGAGACAUUUGACAAUAGUCAGCCAUGCUUGGUGGUGAUGUCCCAUAACCUUGAUGUGUGUGCCCCUUCCUCUGCUCCGUUGUGCUAAGUGCUAUUGUGCAGCGUAGAAAAGACGAUGUGAAAGUCUCAGGGCAGGUGCCUAGCCAGGAAAGGGCACCUGACUUCAGGUAGAAUAGAGCUGCUUUCCUGUAGUCUUGAGAGCUUCCUCUGAGCUCAUCAUUUGCUGUGAUUUUAGUGGCCUUACUGUGACAGCGCCAUCAUGUCUUACUCUUCUUCGUGAAACCAGAAUUCCCUUCACUGAGGACUCUUGGUAGCUUAACCCAGCUCAGAUGCACUGCUAAGCAUGCCCCCCGCUUUAGUCAGUGCCACCUGUUUAGGGAGCAUAUACUUACCCAAAAAUGCGCUUGGCUCUAAGUGUUAGGAACCUACCCACACUUGGAUCCCUUGUCAUACCUGUUCAGCUGUUUGAAACACACCUGCCCAACACAAAACAUUCCUCCACCACUAUUUUAGUCUGUUGAUACUGGAGAGAAUAAGGAUCUGCAGUGUCCCCCACCCCUUUUCUCUCCUCUGGAGAGCAGUUCUUACGUGUGUGCUGCAGCGAUCUAGAGCUCUGAAGCUGCACUGUAGAGAAUGCAUGCCACUGUAACAGCAGUAUGCCGAGUUUUGUGUUCAUCUCCAAAUAAAUGUUAAGACCUUUGGUGUAAUAAAAGCAGCAGCAUUAACCAGCA